Vidua chalybeata is the source of this 5380-nucleotide messenger RNA. Its product is annotated as zinc finger protein 239-like. Bases 3756 to 4985 code for a protein of 409 amino acids. NCBI's taxonomy places the organism in Eukaryota, Metazoa, Chordata, Aves, Passeriformes, Viduidae. The transcript has 3 exons. Gene Ontology annotation, cellular component: PcG protein complex; transcription regulator complex. The record is from RefSeq and is a predicted model, not a curated record. Gene Ontology annotation, biological process: regulation of transcription by RNA polymerase II. Gene Ontology annotation, molecular function: RNA polymerase II cis-regulatory region sequence-specific DNA binding; DNA-binding transcription factor activity, RNA polymerase II-specific.
AGCAGAGAAGGAGCAGUGGAACAGUGGUGGAUGAGCAGUGUUGGAGCAGCAGUGGAGCAGUGGUGGAGGAGCAGAGCAAGUGUGCUGAAACAGCACAAGACAGCUUUUGAGCAGCAGUGGAGUGAGCAUGGAAAAGGUGGAACAGUGGUGGAACAGGAACUACAGCCAUGGAAUAGAGGUGGCACAGGCCUCACAGCUGUGGAGCUGUGGGACACAGAGCGGCUCCGAGCGCUGCAGGAGCCGGCCCCACACAACAGAGCGAUCCCUUCAGACUGACCCAGUGCGGGGGGCAGAGGCAGGAAUUGCUGCUGGGCUGUGGAAGGUGUGGAUCGAGUGCAUUGAAGGAUGACCUGGGGGUUUGAUCCUGCUCAUUGUGGCUGCUUUUGUGCUGCCAGGAUGGUUCCAGUUUGUCUGAAGUCAUGAACUGAGAAGGAACUUGGGACAAAAUUUUUCAAACUGCCUUCUUUACUGCAGGGAAACACAUCUGGGGAGAAGUUUCAUGAUUUCUGAUUUGGGAACCAAAGUGGGUCAGUUAUUGGCCUGUGGUUUUGUUCUAAUCCAGGCACAAUUUCCAUAUUACUGCACUUUAGCGUAAGAAACGAGGAACGUGCCUCACCCUUGCGAUGUUGAUAAUGGGUGAAGAGCUUUUUGUGGUCCUAGUGCUAAAAAAGCAAUUGGAAUUCUUUUCCCUCCUUCCCCUUUUCUUCCUCUCUCUGGCAAUGAGCCUUCAACUCUUCCUGCAGGUCUGCUUCCCAUAAUCUGCUCUGGACUUGGAAUGUGCCAAAUGAACAGAGGGAAGACAGAGAUUAAUGGACCAUAAAAACUUCAAGCUUUCUCCUUGUAGCCUCUGAAGUUCAAGGAGUUGGAAACUUCUGCUUUUUCAACUGUUCACCACAUGCCACUCCUCUAACUUCUGCCCGGCCAUAAAACCUUCCUGUGGCCCUGUUUGGGAAUUGACACUCAUAUUUUUCAGGAGAACCACAGUGGGGGUCAAAGGUUUGGGUUCUGAAGCCUGUGGGAGCCUUGCCGGAGACACAGAGAAUCCCCGUGUCCCUAUUUGUUUUUUUUUUUUUUUCCCCGGGACUAUCCAGAUGUUUGUCCCAGGUUCCAAGAAGGAAAAAAGAAGUGGAUAAGUGGUUCCCAAGACAUGUCCAUAGCUGCAAUUCCUGUUUGACAUAAGUGAAAUUAGUGAAAGGCUCCUGCUUCUCUCUUUCCACAGGGACACUGUGGAUGCAUCCGGGAUCUCUGGUGACCCAGCUGGGGAAACAUUUCAGGCCACUGCCUUGACUGUUUGCUCUGGAACUUGCCCAAGGAGCCGCAGUGCCCAUGGGCAAAGAUUUUCCUCUGGAAUGUUGCUGCUUUGUGCUCCAUUGAUGAGAGAGCAGAGUGUCCCUGUGGGGAUUCUUGACUAGAUGGACAAGUGCUAUGAUGUCAUUGAUGUGCUGACAUCAUCUUGAAAAGGAAUUGUGCAAGACUCCGCAGUGUCCUAAUUGGGGAACUUUGGCUGAGGCUUUGGCUGAACUUUGGGCCAGGCUUCCUUGGAGAUCAGUGCCAGUCAGGGGGAUGGAACCGGAUGGCAAUGGACCCCGUGCUGACAGCCCCAGGAGAACGAGCUGGACAUUCACGGAGGCUCCCAGUGUGGGCAGAUUGGCCCCCCAGCUUUGGGGACCCCAUGGGAAUGUCCCUGCUUCCCUCUGGGCUCUGUCUCAGUUUUGCAGAAUCUGUUCCUAUGGCUGUGCAGCCUUUCAGGAAGGAUGUGUUUUCCCUCUUGUUUCCAGCCACUGUCCCAGUCACAGGGAGUCAGCUUCUUCCUGCUCCAAGGAAAGGUGCUGGUGGCACAGCCCAUGUGUCAACCCCGGUUCUGUCUGCAGCACUGGUGGCUUGGACAUGAGGAGGUUGCAUGGGGAACCUCCCUGUGGUUGAGGAAGCUCAGGUACAGAUCCUGGAAGGAAGCCCAAAGGCCCCAAAGCAUUUCUGCAGGAGAACUCCUGCUCCAGUGUCUGUGAGGCAGAGCAGAAGGGCUGCUCAGACUUGCCACACUGCUCUAGGCAAUUCUGCUUGGCAGGAACAAACCCCACAGAUCCCUUCCCUGAGCAGCAAGAGGCCCUAUGUCCAUCCCAGCAUCCAAAAGGGACAGUCAGGGCCCCUGGCACAGGUGGGAUCAGUGGGCUGGCACAGCAGCCACAAGGCAGCAUCAAGGAUGUGUCUCUGGUGGACACUGAUGCACUGUGCUUGGAAACCCCCAUUCCAAAGGGGCAGAAUCCAUCCAUCUUUCUGGAGGGAUGACAGGAUGCCACAGACUGUCUGUGCUGGAGACCUAGGAAGGUCUCACUGGGAAGGAGUGGCCAAAUCACCCUCGUGGGACCGGCACUGAGUCUCCAUUCAUCCUUGGCAGGGAUGUCCAGGACCCAUUCAGGAGCCCGUGGGCUUUUGUCAGUGAUGCCUUGAGGAUGGAGAAGGUUCAAGAGCUGUUUGUCUUGCCCGGGACCCCCCCAGGAUCCUUCCCUUGUGGGGUUGCUGGUGGGUCCAAGAACAGCAUGUGGCCAGUGGGGCCGGGACAGGGCAGAAAUGACAACAUCGCAUCCCCUGGGACUCCCCGGUUCCCUUCCAAGAGCUGAUCUGCACCCGGAGAGAAAAGCAUUGCUCAAGAAGUCUCACUCACCCUUGAAUACUCCCACCUGACCAGGGCAAAAACCUAAUGGAGAGUGGAAGAUGAUCCUGGGCCUUGAAAAGCAUCUGCUGAGGGCACAGCAGCACUGAAAGAACUGAAGCACAGAAGGGUGCUCAGGAGAGCAGAGUGAGAAAGAGAAAUGGGUGUCCAGAGCAGCAGAGCAACAGGCACUGGGAUGGGGCCGUGUGGGACAGCCUGUGCUGGCCGAUGCCAUGUGGCCUGGUGAGGCUGGAAGGCAUCCAGAGCACCUUGCUCUGCCAACCCUUGGCUCUGGCCAAGCUUCAAACCAAGUGCCUCCUUGUCAAAAAGAAAAAGAGCAGGGGCUGGAAGGAAAACUGAUCCCAAGAUGAGUCACCAGCCUGAUAAGGAUAACACCAGCUGGGAAACACCAACCGACAGAGGGAGGGGCAGCUGCAGGGCCAUUAUCUCAGAACCCUCAGUGCAUGGCUAUCAGCUGGGACAAUUCACACCUUCCCAGGGGUAUUCAAGCACUUACUAGAUGGCCAGGAGAUACAAUCAGCAAUCAGCCAAUCAGUGCAGGACUGCUUCUGAUGCCUUGAAUCAAGAAGCCAGAUAAGAACAGCAAGCCAAGAGAAGAGAAAAAUGGGGAGCCAGGAAAAAGGACCAGGAAGACCUUUUCAAAAGUGCUUGAAAAGAAGAGCACUUAAGAAAAGAAGAAAAGUUCCACCAUCUCUGAAACCACCCUUCAGCCCCUCCCAGGCUACUCCUCUCCUCAGUCUCCAUGCCACUGAGCCCAGAGCCCGCAGCCUCUGCCUGCUGGUUGUGUGAUGAGGCCUCCAAACCCCAUCUUGGGAGAUUUUUGGAUCCUCUCCAAGGUCUGUGAAAAUGGAAAAUUAGUGGUCCAAGGUAUUUUCUCCCAAAUCUUGCAGUGGCAGAACAAGGGUCAAUAUCUCUAAAUUACAUGAUGUAGCUGGGCGUGUGUAAUCAAUUCCCAUCUCUUAGAAGUGAUACAGUUAUCUUCUGUUAAUUGACCAGUUUUCUUUAUCUCUUCCACAACCAAUCUUUCCUGCAGGAAAUAUCUUCUCUUAAUGGGCCAUUGAAUGUCCCUGCAGGACUGAGAAAAAUGACAUCAUCCCAUUGUGAGAUGCUCCGCCCAGGGGGAGGGGCCAAGCAUUCCUGCCUGUUUAUAAUCUCGGACUUUGAACACCAUCGGCAUCUGUUUCCCACUGCAUUCUCAGUGGAGCAGCUUUCCUUCUCCACUGGAUUCGCAGAGAAAGAUUCCCAACAACACCACCACUGGACCUUCAGAGGAAAACUUCAGCUUUCUACAGGAUCAUUGCUUCAACACAAGCACACCUGUCAUACUGGAGGAGGACUGCAGCCCCCAUUUCAUGGGACUGCUGCCAGCAUCCUGACCCACAGGCUGCCAUGUCCUAUUCUGACUCACAGACACCUGUCUUUUCAGACCGUGACAAUGCCCCAGCACACCCAGGCAGGUGAGGAGGAAAUCACUGCCCCUUUCCCCCCCUCUCCUGCUCCAUCUCCCAGCCCAGCAUUGCCCCCGGCUGCAGGACGACCCCGCUGCCAGCGCCGACCUCCUGGGGAUGCACUGGGGGCAUCUCCUUCCCCUUCCCUCUGGCAUGGAGGCAAAUCCCAUCCUGUCCUUGUUCUUCCUCCCCCAGACAAGGAGCUGAAAAUGGAGACCAGGAAGGACAAAUCCCCGCAACAGAGCCUCAUGGAAGAGGCCGUUUUGAGUGGUUCCACAGUGCUGGAAUCCAAUGGGGAGGAAAAGCCCCAGAGAUCCCGCAGGAAGAGGGGCUCCAAACCCAGCCCAGAGUGCUCUGAAGAGAAAAGACCCAGUCUGUGCCAGGAAGGUGGACAGAGCUUCAGCCGGAGCUCGGAGCUGGUGGUAAAUGAGCAGUUUCAUGACAGGGAGAAGCCCUACAAGUGCUUGGAGUGUGGGAAGAGCUUCAGCCGGAGCUCCAAUCUGAUCCGCCACCAGAUGAUCCACACUGGGGAAUGGCCCUACAAGUGUGGGGAAUGUGGGAAGGGCUUCAGCUGCAGCUCUGAGCUGAUCCGCCACCAGAUGAUUCACACAGGGGAACGACCCUACAAGUGUCCUGAGUGUCAGAAGAGGUUUCGGAUCAGCUCCCAUCUCAUCCUGCACCAGCGGAUUCACACAGAUGAGAGGCCCUUCCGCUGCCCCGACUGCAGGAAGGGCUUCAAGCAAAACUCCCACCUCAUCAGCCAUCGGCGCAUCCACACCGGGGAGAAGCCCUAUGAGUGUCCGCAGUGUGGGAAGAGCUUCUCCAGGAACUCUCACUUGACUGAACACCAACGGACACACCAGUAAGGGAAGGCCUGCAACUGCCCUGACUGCAGGAAGAGCUUUGUGCACUGCUCCAGCUUCAUCCCCCAUUGGAGGACCCAUGUUGGGAAGAGCUCUGGUGACCCAUGUUCCCUGUGAUCCAUGCUGGGAAGAAACCUGUCUCUUUUCCUGCCCCUGGCAAUGACAUGAUGUGGGCUCAAAGAACAUGAGGGUCUGGCCGUGGUGCUGUCAUAACAUUCACUCCCACAUCAGGUCAUUGCCAGGGGCAGGAAAGGGACUCUCUCUCUCUCCUGAGGAGGAGGGUGUCCUUUCCAGGUAGGAGGGAAUAGGUGGCUUGGAAGAGACAGUGGGUGGUGGUGUAGUUUUCUUAUCUCUUCUGUGUUCAAUAUUGUUUCUGUUUCUAUUUGUUCCUUAUGAGG